GAACCUCCCGAUACAAUCGUCCCAGAAUGUCGACUCUUCAACAGUAGAUAAAUCGUCAGAUACUGUAGUGUGGAAAGUUGAUUGGCAAUAACCGACUUUUAUGUGUUUAGCGCCACUUUCUGGUCUGAUCUUAGCAAUUGGUCAUCAUGUUUACUAUAGUUCAUUGAAUGGAACACCUGCAGACGAUUCAGCAAGGCAAAAUUGGUCGAUUCGAUUCGGGGCAGUAUUCGCAUCUCUCGUGGUCGUAUGCUUCAAAGCUAUCACUGUUUCCGCCUUGGGGCAGUAUUUUUGGACAGUCAUAAGAGCAAAAGGUCUUAAAAUAAGUGAUCUUGACAAGUUGUAUGCACUUACAAGUAGUCCGAUUGGCAUAUUCAGUUUCUCUGUUUUCAAAAAUACUACAUUGGCAGCUGCAAUAGGUAUAAUCUUUUGGUAUGUUUCUGCUACUUCAAGCCUAACCUCGCGUUGCAUCUUUAAGGUUCAAACCGACAUUAGUUAAAGCUAGGCUGUCGCAAAAUUUCCGCACAUUCAAAGGCGUUGAACUUUUAUGAUAUAGCUAUCCAGAGGGUCUAUAUUUAUAAGCGGCUAAAUGAUGCUAUAGUUUAAUGCUAUAGAUUUUACUCCUUCGUUCUAGUUUUAUUUAUGAGGCCUACUGGCGAAUGAGUAAUGAACAAUCACUGGUGUACA
Botrytis cinerea B05.10 is the source of this 684-nucleotide messenger RNA. RefSeq lists its product as hypothetical. The record is from RefSeq and is a predicted model, not a curated record. NCBI's taxonomy places the organism in Eukaryota, Fungi, Ascomycota, Leotiomycetes, Helotiales, Sclerotiniaceae. The transcript has 2 exons. The coding region runs from base 101 to 496 and encodes 131 amino acids.